Molecule: messenger RNA, 642 nt
Organism: Enterospora canceri
Lineage: Eukaryota; Fungi; Microsporidia; Enterocytozoonidae
Source: the annotation of a GenBank genome assembly
AUGAAACAUGUUACGAAACACUUUUAUGGCAGAUCCAUCACCAUACACAUGCUACUAUACUACACUGGAAUACUCUCAAUAUCAGAGGAAAGCAGCUCAAGCGUGCAGACAAUACUAAUCAAGACGAAUAGGAAGAUGAAGGUGCCCCUGAGCAAGGGUGGGGUAGUUGAGUUGGACAAGAAUAGGGCAAAUCAGGCAGCCUUCUCUGCCCAGGGAAUCAGGGAGUUGAAGAACAUUCUACGUGGCCUGACUAGCAAGAAGAGGAAGGAGAAGGUGGAGAAGGACGAGAGCAGCAGCAGCAUCGAUGAACAGGGGUUUCUGGGAAUGUUUGGUAGUCCAACUGGUAGUCAUCAAAAUGAUAGUCAUCAAAAUGGCAGUCAUCAAAAUGGGAAGGAAAACAAGCACCCUGUCAAACAGUCUCUGGUAACGAGGGCAGUGAAACAGAACCUGGGAAGCAGUGGCCACGGCCCUGGGGUGGUUGAUAGGCUGAAAAGGGGAAUCACGGAACCAAAGCCAAGACGCCGCCUCCUUGGACGCGUUGUCUACGUGAUGCUGCUUGUGGCAGUUGGGGCGAUCUGCUACCAAAUGGGAAAGCGGUCUGAGAGUGAAAACUACCUGAGGGUGCUCCAGCCUGAACAAUGA